GAAGUGAAAGGGACGUCAGGAAACAACGACGGGGGCUGUCGGGGCCGAGGAGUGCGGUCGGGCGCGCAUGGGAGAUGCGGAGCGCCCCGCGGGCCGGGUGGCGCCGCCGGGGCCGCCGCGGGCCGCCGCGCCUGAGCUGAACGGCCCCGCCUCCGUGCGCGCAGGGAGCUGCAGCGGCGGGGACGGGAGGUGAGCGCCCAUCCCCGCCGCGGCGGUCGCCGCCAGUUCCCCGCGGUGGAGCAGGAGGAUGCGGCCCAGCGUCGGGCUCUGAGCGAUGGAGGGCGUCCUGUACAAGUGGACCAACUACCUGGCGGGUUGGCAGCCUCGGUGGUUUGUUUUAGACAAUGGGAUAUUGUCAUACUAUGAUUCACAGGAUGAUGUUUGCAAAGGCAGCAAAGGAAGUAUAAAAAUGGCUGUGUGUGAAAUUAAAGUUCAUGCAACAGACAACACAAGGAUGGAGCUAAUCAUCCCAGGGGAACAACAUUUCUAUAUGAAAGCAGUUAAUGCAGCUGAAAGGCAAAGGUGGCUGGUAGCACUUGGGAGUGCAAAAGCCUGUUUAGCAGAUAUCAGAACAAAAAAAGAAAAAGAAAUAAGUGAGACCAAUGAAUCUCUUAAAACCAAAAUGUCCGAACUUCGUCUCUACUGUGAUCUUUUAAUGCAGCAAGUUCAUACAAUACAAGAAUUUGUUCACCAUGAUGAGACUCACUCUCCUCCCAGCAUUGAGAACAUGAAUGAAGCCUCUUCCUUGCUUAGUGCCACAUGUAAUACGUUUAUCACAACGCUUGAAGAAUGUGUGAAGAUUGCUAAUGCCAAGUUUAAGCCAGAAAUGUUCCAGCUGCCUCACCCUGAUCCCUUAGUUUCUCCUGUGUCACCAUCACCUGUCCAAAUGAUGAAGCGUUCCAUUAGCCACCCUGGUCCUUGCUAUUCAGAAAGGAGUAAUCAGUCUGUAAAAGAACCAGUUUCAUCUGUUCACCGAUUUUCACAGCAGCGCAGAAGAACAUACUCUGAUACAGAAUCUUACACUGAUGCUUCCUUUGAAGAUUCUCAGAGAUCUGCUCACUGUUCUAGAAGUGCUGUCAAUGGAGAUCUGGUAUCAUCAACCAUUCCUGAAGAAAAUAGAUCAGUAUCAAUGGAAAGAUCUGAACUGGAAGAGACUUUUCCAUCUUUUUCUUCCUGAAGCAACUGAAAGUAUUUAAUUUUCGAUAAAUAAUGCUAUGCAAAAGCUGCUGUAAUUAUACUGUUGUUACAGGAAGUAGUCAUUUCCCUUUUUAGAAGGAUUUCUCUGCACUUUAUAGAAUAACAUAAAAACUAUCUUUGAAGUGUAUUUUAUCUUUAUAUAGUUUAUUUGCAAGAGUAUUUUCCUAAUAUUUCACAGUUUGAAUGUGCAUUUUUUGGAACAAAUGGUGGCUUAACAGAUAA
This is a messenger RNA of Neopsephotus bourkii (Bourke's parrot), 1419 nucleotides long. RefSeq names its product pleckstrin homology domain containing A3 (gene PLEKHA3). Gene Ontology annotation, biological process: endosome organization; retrograde transport, endosome to Golgi; receptor recycling. The transcript is spliced from 8 exons. The record is from RefSeq and is a predicted model, not a curated record. Gene Ontology annotation, cellular component: early endosome; recycling endosome; trans-Golgi network. Bases 275 to 1177 code for a protein of 300 amino acids. NCBI's taxonomy places the organism in Eukaryota, Metazoa, Chordata, Aves, Psittaciformes, Psittacidae.